Alternaria atra is the source of this 498-nucleotide messenger RNA. RefSeq lists its product as uncharacterized. Bases 1 to 498 code for a protein of 165 amino acids. The record is from RefSeq and is a predicted model, not a curated record. The transcript is spliced from 3 exons. Lineage: Eukaryota; Fungi; Ascomycota; Dothideomycetes; Pleosporales; Pleosporaceae.
AUGAUGAGCUCUCAAGAGACCAUCGAAGAUCCUACAUUCAACAAAGAACCAGUAUGUGCGGCAAGUGCUCCGUAUACGUCCCAGGACGCGAUUGCUACGGGAAGUCGUUCGACCUCACAGCCUGAUCCUUCACCUAGACCAGACUGCAACGAUGACGUUCCACUUGGACAAAAGGAGGAUGAGGGUACCGGCAGCCUGCACGCUGUAUUGGGGUCCUUGCCAGACAAGGCGGAAGACGAUGACCCAUUGCCAACUUCAUCUGAUAGUCAUCCUACAAGCUUGCGAUCAUACAGCACUGAGUUGAGACGCGAAACCAAAAAUGUUCCAGCAGUUUUAGAAGAGCUUGAUGGCAGAAAGGAGGAGUUGAGAAGAGCACUCGUUAAAGCAGAGCAAUCUCAACAUGGGAGCAAAGGAGAGCAUGCCCAAAAACGGAAAAAACGGCGGACAAGUACCACCGGCUACGAUGAGCCCGGCCGUUUGAAGAGAAAGAAAAGCUGA